CAGCCUGUUCUCCUCAGCAACCAUUUUCGGUCAGGACGAAAUAUUCUGCGCGUCCUGUUGCAAGUGGGGGGCCCCGCUUUCGCCCGGUGGGGCCCGCUCAGGGGCACGGCCUGGAGGAGGGAGGGGGCGCCUGCCCCUGCCCCGCCGCAGCCGGGAGGAGGCGGAGGCGGCGGAGCGGAGGCGUGGUGGACGGCGAGCCCCUUUCGCCUGCAGCCGGCUGCUGUGCGCGCCGACCAUGCCAGGAGCGCCUCAGCAGGAACAGCAGCCACCGCCGCCGCCUGCGUUUCCUCCCCGGCAGCAGCAGAGCCCCGGUGCCGCUGGAGCCGCCGGCCGCCCCUCGCCAUGCCCGGGCUGCGCUGCCGCUGCCUCUGCUUGAUGGUGGCCGCUCUAGUGGGGCUCUCGGGGGCCAACAGGAACUGCCCGGACCUGGUCGUUGACAGCUGCCUCUGCGCCGCCGAGCGCUUCAAGGGACCCGACCGGCAAACCGUCCGCAUCAAAGUUGUCUGCAGUGGCGGAGAGUUGGUGGAAACUUUGCAGCCGUCUUUGCUCCCCAACCGGACCGUGUCCCUCAUCCUGAGUAAUAACAAGAUCUUAUGGUUAAAGAACAACUCUUUCAUUGGACUGAGAUCCCUAGAGAGACUAGAUCUGAAGAAUAACUUGAUUAGUACUAUUGAGCCUGGGGCCUUCUAUGGACUUUCAGAACUGAAGCGUCUGGAUCUUUCUAAUAAUAGAAUUGGUUGCUUAACACCUGACAUAUUUGUAGGCCUUAAAAAUCUUCACAAAUUGAAUUUAUCAGGGAACAUUUUUUCAAGUCUCAUGAAUGGACUUUUUUCUGAGCUCUUAGCUUUGAAAGCCUUACAUUUCUACACCGAUUCACUGAUCUGUGAUUGUAAUCUCAGAUGGGUCUUACACUGGGCCAGAAAUGCCUCAGUUCGGAUCUCAGAAGAAACAGUUUGUGCAUAUCCCAAAAGUUUACAAGGAGCUGUAUUUCGGAACCUGAAGGAAAAUCAGCUAACAUGUGCUGGACCUUUGGAGCUUCCUCUCUUUGAGCUGAUACCAUCACAGAGACAGGUGGUUUUUCAUGGCGAUCGCUUGCCCUUUCAGUGUACAGCAACAUUCCUUGAUAACACGACGCAAGUUCAUUGGUAUCAUGAUGGUCGCCUGGUUGAAACGGACGAUGAGAGAGGCGUGUUUGUGGAAGAGAGUAUAAUACAUGACUGUUGUUUAAUCACACGUGAACUUGUCUUGUCGAGCAUUGAUACUGAUGCGACUGGAAUGUGGGAAUGCAUGGUGAACAACUCUUAUGGAAGUAUCGCCAAGCAAGUAGAAAUCAUGGUACUGGAAACAGCUGUACCCUUCUGCCCUGCUGAAAGGAUAAUCAACAAUAAAGGAGAUUUCAGGUGGCCCAAGACUGUGGCAGGAAUAAUUGCUUACCACUCAUGUCUUCAAUAUUCACUCAAUUCAGUUUCCCUUCCGAAUGGAGCAGAAGAGCCAAAAGCAUGGCGUAAGUGUAAUCGCACUGGUCGGUGGGCUGAAGAAAGCUAUUCUGAAUGUCCUUAUUCUCAAGAAGCAACUCAAGUCCUUCAUGGCUUUAGUCAGAUGCAUCUUAAUGCUACCAAUGCACUUGAAUUUUCACACCAGCUUGCAGCCUACACAAGAGGUGCUGCCAAGUUUGCAGAUAAGAUGGAUGUUAUCUAUUUGGCAUACAUGCUGGAAAAGCUAACCGCAUAUGUGGAUGAAGUUCAAGAUCUUUCUGAUGCUAUUGUUGAAAUUGCCAGCAAUGUAAUGCUGGUAAAUGACCGUGCGUUAUGGAUUGCACAAAAGGAAAAUAAAGCUUGCACUAGGAUUGUACAGUGUGUGGAGCGCCUGGCAAAUCAAACACUGACCAGUGAUACACAAGCUGUAGCAAAGGUUUCUCUUAAUAUUGCUCUGGAGGCAUUUGUGAUCAAACCAUCUAGCUUUGUGGGGAUGACUUGCACUGCCUUCCAGAAAAUACCUGCAAAUUUCGACAGGUCACUGACGGGUGACACAGGGACCAGGAGCCAAGAGCAACAGUUGAAUUUUAAGUGCAAUGCUGGCAGUCACAGUGGCUCUGUGGUGAAUUUCUCUACCAUGAAUGCUGUGGCAGUAGCUUCAGUUUAUUUGCCACGGUCUGCCUUCUCUCCGUCGUCAGCCUUGCAAUCUGUUGAUAACUCCUCUUGCAAGCUGCAGUUUAUUGCCUUUCGGAAUGGAAAACUCUUUCCUAGCACUGGCAACUCAUCUCACCUUGCAGAUGAUGGGAAGUAUAGGACAAUCGGAACCCCAGUCAUCUUUGUUAAUAUAGAUGGGUGCAGUAUUGCAAACCUCACCAGCCCUCUCACUAUAGCACUGAAGCACUUUAAACAGGGCAUAAACCCCAUUGCAGUCUUCUGGGAUUUUGACCUUCUGGAUGGUGGACAUGGAGGCUGGUGGGGAGAAGGGUGCAACAUAAUUAGCUCUGCGGACAAUAUUACCACCCUUCAUAGUACUCACUUCGGUAACUUUGCAGUGCUAAUGGAUCUGAAGACAGUGUUGACCCUUCCCCAGUAUCCUGGGGAAUUCCUACACCCUGUGGUCUAUGCAUGUACUGCUGUCAUGCUGUUGUGCCUGUUUGCUUCAAUUAUCACCUAUAUCGUGCAUCACAGCACCAUUCGAAUCAGCAGAAAAGGCUGGCACAUGCUUCUCAACUUCUGUUUCCAUACUGCUCUCACUUUUGCUGUUUUCGCUGGUGGAAUAAAUCGUGUAAAAUAUCCAAUUGUCUGUCAAGCGGUUGGCAUAGUAUUACAUUAUUCUACACUCUCUACUAUGCUGUGGAUUGGAGUGACUGCAAGGAAUAUAUAUAAGCAAGUCACAAAAAAGCCUCAGACUUCCCCAAACAGCGACCAGCCUUCUUACCCAAAACAGCCAUUGCUCAGGUUUUAUCUGAUUAGUGGAGGCGUUCCAUUUAUUAUUUGUGGAAUUACAGCAGCAACCAACAUCAAUAAUUAUGGGAUAGAAGGCAAAGCUGAUACCCAAUAUUGUUGGAUGGCAUGGGAGCCAAGUCUUGGGGCAUUUUAUGGACCAGUCGCAUUCAUCUUCCUGGUCACCUGCAUUUAUUUCCUGUGCACGUACGUGCAGUUGAGGCGUCACCCAGAACGCAAGUAUGAAUUGAAGGAAAGGACAGAAGAUCAGCAGAGGCUAGCAAGUCCUGAGGUGGGCCAUAGUCACGUUACAGAUGCCGCAUCAGUCUCCCAAGCUACAUGCUCAAUGAUUUCCUCUUCCUUGCUGGAAAAUGAGCAUUCAUUUAAGGCUCAGCUUCGAGCUGCAGCCUUCACUUUGUUCCUGUUUACCGCCACUUGGACCUUUGGCGCACUUGCCAUUUCCCAGGGACAUUUCUUGGAUAUGAUCUUUAGCUGUCUAUAUGGAGCAUUUUGUGUGACUUUAGGGCUCUUUAUCCUGAUUCAUCACUGUGCAAAACGAGAUGAUGUAUGGCAUUGCUGGUGGUCCUGUUGCCCGUCUAGGAGAAACACAUACUCGGUGCAAGUUAACGUUCGUCCAAAGGUUAACGUCAAUGGAGAAAACCAGGUUCAUGCACCAUGUCUCCAGGAGUCACCUUGUCCUACUAAACCGGCUGUUUUUAAUCACCCAGCUGCCAGUCACUGCAAACUUACUAAUCUGCAGGCUGUUCAAAAUCAUGUCAACUGCCUUUCUCCAGUUACACCAUGCUGUGCAAAAAUGCACUGUGAUCAACUCCUGGAAGAUGAUUCUCAUAUUCACGUACACAACGAGGGGACUUUCAGACCCAACAUGCACAUUCAUAGAUGUCUGAAAAGCAGAACUAAGCCACGCUACUUCAGCCGACACCGAUCUGCAGCAGACAGAGAGUAUGCUUACCACAUUCCCUCCAGUAUUGAUGGCAGCAUCCACAGUUCACACACAGACAGUCCACACAGCACACAUGACAGUCAGUCAGGGCACAGGCGGCCAUGUUGUGCAAAAAACGAUCCAUACUCAACCCUCAGCCAGCCUGAAAGCAGCGAUGUGAGUACUGUGAUCUACAGCUGUGCUAAAGUGCCCGAAAGUGACCCAAUGCACCAUGCAGCUCACUUUGAGAUGCAUCCACGGACACAGUCCUUGCCCUUUAGCACAACAAGCCACAAUGGGAUUCUCAAGGGAACCGUGCAUGACGCCAUGAUCUAUGGUUCCGAUAGUACAGGAAAUAUCAAAACUGGCCCUUGGAAGAAUGAAACUACUGUGUAGUUGGUGGGCCGCUCUUGUCCUCUCGCAACUUAACCCAUCUUAAUCUGCGUGUCCCUUCUAAAAAGAGUGAGAUACAUAUUUAUGUAGCACAUGAGUAAAUUGUACAACUUUGAUUUUUUUUUUUAAUGAGAAGAGGCUUUUAGAAAGCAGCAGCAGUCUUUUAAAAAAAGGAUGGUGGACCAUGGGUCUGGGGGGAGGACAAAAAUCUCAAAAGAUAAUCGAGAGGACUGGAUGUGAGGCAAUGUCCUUUUGUUAUGACACAGUAUAUUCCUUUUUUCCUUUUAAUUUUGUUCGUUCUACAUUGUCAAACACUUUUAUGCAUAUCAAUGUCACAGCCUUUCCUGAUUUUUAACGGCAAAAUGUUGUUAUUGUUGUUGUUGUUCCACUGAUCCUGAAAGUUACAGUAGCAGAAAGAUGAGGAUUUUCUAAACAGAAUAACGCAGCUUUUCAGACCCAAAAGUGAUACUGCCUCUAAAGACCUUCUGUAGCGUAUGGCUUGUAAAAUCUUGUCGUGUACGUCACUGUUACACCUCUCUUCAGGCAGAGAGAAGUGCUAGGUAGCAUCCCUGUUAACAUUUCUGGUGCUGUACUGGUCGUACAUUUUUGGCAUGGCACAUCUCAAGAGAACACCAUUGGCUGUCUUCUAGUGUUAUUUCUGUAAAAUGGGGGAAAAAAUGUACACGGCUGUGAUCAUUCCUGCUGGUAUUAAUCUAGAACAUUUCGAAUCUACAAAAAAAAAGAGGGGGAAAUCUCCUGCACUAUUUUAAGUGGCACAAUCCCUUGUAUGAGGUUAUAUGAUAGCUUUGAUAAGGGCCCACUCUAAUGUCUCUACUGAGCAUGCACUAUUCAUUGUCUGUGGCACUGUGCAGUGUAAUAGCAGCUGUUUCCACCACUUUCGCCCCUCUGUAAGUAUGCCUUUUGGAACCAAACUGUAAGCUGCCUGGUAAUCAUUUUUAAUUAUUUUUAGAUAACAAAAAAUGAGCUAUCUUUAACUCUUUGAGGACUACUGAACAAAUAGCCUAGGGCACAAUCCAGGCCUAGUUAAACCCUUUUCUGAGCCCCUGGAUUUUUAUGGGAAAACAGUCUGCUUCAGUUUUCCCCCACAUACAACAAGCUCAGUGGGACUUAAAAGUACUAAACUUGGGCUGGACCAUACCCUUGUCCUAGUUCUGGGGUGGGAGACUUUUAUAUGCAGGUUAUUACAUUACAUAGUAAUGAUAAUACCAAGGUUGUCUGCAGUAUUCAGAAAAGGGAAGGCUACAUCACUUUAAAGAAGCAUACGUUUUAAUAUAUUUCUAUGUAUUUGUGAACACUUUAAUUUUAGGUGAAAUCCCCUUUUUCUCCCAUGCCCUGGAAUCCUCUCCCCAAGCACAUUUGAGAUUGUCUUUAUUCUUCAAUGCAAAUUUGACCUUCAGAAGCAUUACUUUUUGUUGAUUUAUUCUGCUCAGCUCCGGGACAUUGCUAGGGUCAAUAACAUUCUCUAUUCAUAAUGCUUUGGGCAAGCUUUUUGGGUUUUUUUUAAUUUUAGAGAUACCCAUGAACAUCUGGACACAAAGCACCAACUCACAGGGAAAAUAUAGAAUUAUAAUUACCCGUAUUUACUUUUUUAAAAAAACCUAAAAGAGUUGCUUGAAUACUGGAAGAGGGGGGAAAUGUCUAUAGUGAAAGAGAGCAGUAUUUCUACAUGUUAAAAGAACAAGCACAAGGUUAUAUGGUUAUUAAUGGCAGAUGUAUAGCCAUUUAAGUAAUGAUGUUACUUAAAAACUAGUCAAUUCCUAGGAUGGAACAUUCACUUUGUAGGGGGUUAUUUUGUCAUGAUACUUACAUAGUUCAAGUCAUUAUGUGUUUCUUUUAUCAGCUUGUUAUGAAUCCCUCCAUUUAUGAUCUGUAUGAAUCUCUUUCCUUAUGAGUGUACAUAACAGAUUAUUAUGAUCCUUGUUGGAAUGUUAUAAAUAUAUAUACUUGUCAGAUGAAUGUGUUCUGCAGUGUUUGCAGGUGGGAAUUAGUACUCAAAGGGUUAAUGCUCAGUAUCUGAGUGCGAGGAAUUUUUUUUGUGUAUUUUUAUAAAGUUCAAAUAUAUAUAUAUUGUGAAUUACAGCAGAUAAUAUAUCCAUUGUGCGUAUGUGUGCGUGCGUGUUAUGUGUGUCUUUCCAAGGUGAACAAAGCAGAAAUGCACUAGAUGGGUGUUUUGAAUUUUGAACCGUGUUCCGCCUUUACAUGAUGGCUUCUUUUAGAUGAUGCAAAAAGGGAAAAAAAUACCCUGAGCUUUAUUCUGUAUAUACUGUAUAUGCUUGAACUGUCUCAGAACUAAAAUAUAGUAUUUUGCAUUGUGUGCAUAAUAUAUUUUCUUUUUUCAUCCUUCUUUUUCAUGUAUAUGUUAUGGUCAUUCCACAAUAUCAGUGCAACUAUAUAGGCAUAGGUAUAAUGUUAAAUGCCAGAUCUCUGUAUCUCAGCGAUAUUUAUAAUAAUAUGUAAUAGCUAAGUCUUAGAAGGUCUCUAGAAUUAUGCAAAUUAGUCCACACACACUAAGGUCCAAGUGAAAUGGUCACUUUUCGGGGACACAGUCGUCAAAGUUCUCCAGCUUGUGUUUCUCUUGCCACUGUUGUUCUGUCUGACACACAUAAAAAGAGAUACUUAAAUGGGUGCUGCUUUCCACAGAAGAUCUUCUGUUCUACACCUUUCCUGAAGACUAAUGUUCAGUAUUGAAACACCUUUCAUAUGUUGUGUCUGAAUAUUGUUUGCAAAUAAUCCCGGGCUAAUUUGAGGGGGAAAGAUGUUAUGCAAUAAUCUGUUUGCAUUUUUUUUUAGAAAAUAUACAGUAUAAUUGCAGAGUAGGAGAACAUGAUGUUAAAUAAAUUCAAAAUGUUUUGUAACAUCAGAUGUGACCCAAAUUUAUUUGUGCUUUUGACUUUUUUAAGAUAGAAGAGAUCGUUUUAAGUGGUCCAUAGAUAAUGUGAAGUCUGUUUGAUAUAUUCAUUUGCUGAGUGUAGGAUUUGGAUACACAGCAUUCCAGUCAAACAGCAUUAUGUGAAUGAUUCCAGGAGGAAUAACAUGAGGGUCUACACAGAAGUACGUCCUAGUUGAUUCAACAGGGUGUACUCCCUGAAAGUGUUCUUCGGAUGGAAACCUACGUGUGCAUAUUCUUAGCUGAACACACAACAAAUCAUCACUUGGGGUUAUAUAUAUAUGUAAGUGUGACAGACUCAUAAAGUUACUAACACUCAGGCCUACCACCUUGAGCAUUUGGGACCCUAGAUUACAUUACAAUAAUGGUAUUCAGGUCCACCACAUAGGACCAUCCUUGCAUACAGACUUAAUCUUUGUGGACAAAGGACAAGCUGGUUUAGGGCAGGUUAGGUAUUUGUCAUGGAAGUUCAGACCCAUUACCAGGUCCUUGAUGGAAAUGAAAUAUGGCUCUGAUUGGUAAAAAUAGUCUCUGACAUCACAGAUGGGGAUUUGCAUGGAACUGAAGAAAUCUGCUUGUCAGUCUGUGUAAGGAGGCUGGCUUAGAUCCAACUCCAUUUUGCUAAAUAUCUGUACAUCUGAGAUUUUCCUUUAUUUUCAGUUUUCAGUCUUCUGUGAAAAUUGGGUCCACAAGAGGUUGAGUAGGGGUUAAGAACUUCAACUUCUUGUUACCACAAGAAACUCUGCACAGGCUCAGAGGAACUAGCUAUACCGUAGGUAAUGUGUUUGGCUUAGUUCAGCUGAAUUGCUUUUCAUUUGAAUCUCCUUGUUGCUGCUGUUGUGUCCUUUGCCCUGUAUUUUGCCUCUUUCCACCCCUUUUUGAAUCCAACCACUCAUUUCCCUUUUGUUUUCUCUUUCAUUAAAAUAAACCUUUUUAUAAAGA
Messenger RNA from Sphaerodactylus townsendi, 8104 nucleotides. It is a transcript of the gene ADGRA1, whose product is annotated as adhesion G protein-coupled receptor A1. Gene Ontology annotation, biological process: cell surface receptor signaling pathway; G protein-coupled receptor signaling pathway. NCBI's taxonomy places the organism in Eukaryota, Metazoa, Chordata, Lepidosauria, Squamata, Sphaerodactylidae. Gene Ontology annotation, molecular function: protein binding; G protein-coupled receptor activity. Bases 343 to 4257 code for a protein of 1304 amino acids. The record is from RefSeq and is a predicted model, not a curated record. The transcript has 19 exons. Gene Ontology annotation, cellular component: postsynaptic density; glutamatergic synapse; plasma membrane.